Molecule: messenger RNA, 667 nt
Organism: Hermetia illucens (black soldier fly)
Lineage: Eukaryota; Metazoa; Arthropoda; Insecta; Diptera; Stratiomyidae
Product: general odorant-binding protein 19d-like
Exons: 5
Coding region: 84-509 (141 amino acids)
Biological process (GO): sensory perception of smell
Molecular function (GO): odorant binding
Source: RefSeq, a predicted model, not a curated record
UCUGUUGAAUACAAACUGUUCAAUUCCAAUUGAAUAUAUCGUUUUGUGUUAAUCCUUUUUGAAUUUCUACAUAUCCUUUGAAAAUGAACCGUUUUGCUUAUGUUUUCGUAAUUGUUGUUGCAUUGGUUGCUUUGUCUCAGGCAGAUAUCAAUAAUCCAAAAGUGAAGGCCACGUUUGAGAAGUGUGUCGGUUCGGAGAAAGCUACGCCAGGUGAUAUAGAAGAUCUGAAAGCACAUUCCCCAGACCUAUCUAAGGAAGCUAAGUGCGUUAUUGCAUGCGUGAUGAAGGAGUUCAAAGUUCUUGCAGAUGAUGGAAAAAUCAAUCAUGAUGUCUAUAUGAAACACGCUGAAGAAAUGUCCAAAGGUGAUGCCGGCAAGGUCGCCCAAGCUACUGAAAUGUACGACAUUUGCUCUGCCAAAACUGUUGCUGACCCAUGCGAAUCUGCCUACAACUUCGGACAUUGCAUAAAAGCCGAGAUGAUGGCAAGGAAUAUGCCUUUGGAUAUUUAGAUUUUAGAGCGAUAACAUGAAGAAACGUGUAAUCGAAGAACACGUGAAAUCGAAGCAAUGGAUUGGAAAAAGACAAAAAUCGAAGGCUAAACCGUUAGUUAGUUUUUAGUUCUUCUUUUCAUUAGCGAUGUUAUAGUUACAGCAGCAAAGAAAAUGUU